Messenger RNA from Chrysemys picta bellii (western painted turtle), 2215 nucleotides. The record is from RefSeq and is a predicted model, not a curated record. Lineage: Eukaryota; Metazoa; Chordata; Testudines; Emydidae.
GAGAAUUCUUUAAUCAGAUUUCAAAUUCUGCUUCAGGUGUAGACUUAAAAUUUAAAUGCAGUCCAGCAAUUGCCUAUGUUUUAACUGUUUUAGGUUAAGACCACAUUUUAAUUAUCUUUUGACAGUAUAUCUCUAAAUAUGGUGCCCGAUGCAACAAACUGAACAAAGUUUCCCAUUAUCCCUGGUCUUCAUUUUGGUUAUUAAAAAAAAAAAAAUCAGAGCCAGUCAUUGUCCAAAAUGGAUGUGAUUUUAACAAAUGGGGUAGGGGAAUGGUGACAAAGGAGCAAGAGGUUAUAGAUGCACAAGAACACCCAAACCCCUUUCCAAAACAGAAGGACAUUCUCCCUGCUCUACCAUCUGAGUAAAAGCCUUCUAGGGCUCCCUCAUGAUGACAGCAGGGUAGUGGGCAACAUGGGAAAAUGAGAAGUACCAAAAGUCCCUGUAGCUGAGUUUAGGGGCACCACGAAGUACUGUCUUAGAUGGAAAGACAGAUAAUUGAUGGAGCAAAGGCCCCCAAAAUGUGGCCAAAAAGGCAAGGAUCUGCUCAAAAGAUCUGCUUGUUGAGGGUGAGGAGGGCAACUGUUGGACACAAAUAACUUCCACCUAAAGGAAUUUACAGCUGCUGGGAAGAAGCUUUCUUUCUGUGAUGGCGCAGGUGAAUUUCCUUCCAGAGUUUUAGGGAGUGUGGAGAUGGGAAAAGGAGUGAUGUCACGUGUGACCCCCUUUUCAAAUCCUGUUGAAAAAUCCACAAAGGUCUGUUCUGACCCAAGCUGAUUUAUGGAAAGGAUACGUUCCAAGAGUUCAGUUGCCUAGAUCUGUAGUCAUUCUUGGUGUGGGCAAAUGCUUUACAACCUUCUCUGUGCUUUGCCAAUGCACUUCAAUCUGGUGUUAUGUUCCUGCACCUCAGAAAAUCAGGAUGAGAAUGGAAAUUACCUUUUUUUGUGAUUCUUUCCAAGUGUUUGAGUGAAUGCCUCAUUACAUGGCUAUUUAGGUGCCUUAUGCUAGUGUACAUAUUAUCCGUUUUAGAACUCAUUAUGUUGAAUAUAUUUAUAAAAACCAUGCUACAUAUCAAACAUCUACCUUAUUUUAGGUGAACUGGCAUGACUUUGCUUUUUUUGAUCCGGUUAUGUAUGAGAGCUUGCGGCAACUUAUCCUAGCCUCGCAGAGCACGGAUGCUGAUGCUGUUUUUGCAGCAAUGGAUUUAGCAUUUGCAAUAGACCUGUGCAAGGAGGAGGGUGGAGGGCAGGUUGAACUUAUCUCCAAUGGUGUAAAUAUACCAGUCACCCCUCAGAAUGUUUAUGAAUAUGUCCGGAAAUAUGCAGAACACAGAAUGUUGGUAGUGGCAGAACAACCUCUACAUGCAAUGAGGAAAGGUCUGCUGGAUGUGCUUCCAAAGAAUUCAUUAGAAGACUUGACAGCAGAAGAUUUCAGGCUUUUGGUAAACGGCUGUGGUGAAGUAAACGUGCAAAUGCUGAUCAGCUUUACCUCUUUCAAUGAUGAGUCAGGAGAAAAUGCUGAGAAGCUUUUGCAGUUCAAGCGUUGGUUUUGGUCCAUAGUUGAGAAGAUGAGUAUGACAGAAAGACAAGAUCUAGUUUAUUUUUGGACAUCAAGCCCAUCAUUGCCUGCCAGUGAGGAGGGAUUCCAGCCCAUGCCAUCCAUCACAAUAAGACCACCAGAUGACCAACAUCUUCCUACAGCAAACACUUGCAUUUCUCGCCUUUAUGUCCCACUCUAUUCCUCUAAACAGAUUCUGAAACAGAAAUUGUUACUCGCCAUUAAGACCAAGAAUUUUGGUUUUGUGUAGAGUAUAAAAAGUGUGUAUUGCUGUGUAAUAUUACUAGCUAAGUUUUGUAGAUUUUUCCAUUUGUCUAUAAAAGUUUAUGAAAGUUAAUGCUGUCAUACCCCUGGUGGUACUUUAUUGAUUAAAUGCAAACAUUCCUGUACUAAGUUUGUAACCUACAGGCCUAAGGAGCACUAGCAAUGUUUGACUGUAACAGUUCGCUAGUCAAUAACUUCUUGGCCUAACCCCAGCCAAAGAUGACAGCAGAACAAUAUAAUUUACACUGUGAUUUAUCUUUUUGCUGAGGGAAAAUAUGUAAAAUGUUCAGAAAAUUCACUGCUGCCUUUGUGAAAAGUGUUUCAGCAAAGGUUCUUGUAUAGAGGGAGUAGGGAAUUUCAAAAUAAAAAAUUAAGUAUGUUCUGUGUUUUAUUUUAA